Boleophthalmus pectinirostris (great blue-spotted mudskipper) is the source of this 433-nucleotide messenger RNA. Its product is annotated as spexin prohormone 1-like. The record is from RefSeq and is a predicted model, not a curated record. The transcript is spliced from 2 exons. Lineage: Eukaryota; Metazoa; Chordata; Actinopteri; Gobiiformes; Gobiidae. The coding region runs from base 98 to 364 and encodes 88 amino acids. Gene Ontology annotation, molecular function: neuropeptide hormone activity.
UGUUGGAGUAUGUGAGUAGAACUUCUUCCCACAUGUUGGAGUAUGUGAGUACAUGUUCUUCACACAUGUUGGAGUUUGUGAGUAGAACUUCUUCCACAUGUUGGAGUAUGUGAGUACAUGUUCUUCACACAUGUUGGAGUAUGUGAGUGCACAUCAUGGGAGUGUAACCUUUUGGCUUAUGUGUCCUCUCUGUCCACGCUGGUGCGGCUCAGAAACUCGCAGUCAGAACACAGAGAAGCUGAGUGUGGAUGAAGCUACCAGCCUCCUGCUCAACCUCCUGCAGCAGGCCCGCCAAGGAGUGGAGGACAUGCCCGCUGAGGUGUACCUGCAGGAGCUCCCCCUGUGGAAGAGACAGUACUUCUGACUGACAUGUGGCCCGCCCCCUGCCCUGCCCCCUGCCCCGCCCCAUGCCCCUUCACUCUGUAAAUAGGAC